AUGAACGAUGCAGAUCUUGGCGAGAACAUCGAUGAAUAUACGCAAGAUGUCGACGGCCAGCAGUCCAAAGGAGAAGCGGAGCGACAAAGUGUUAUCGGGAAGGACGCAGUCCACCUUGAUCCCAGUCGGUGGUGGUUCGCUAGCUCGGCAUUCCCUAUGAUUGCGGGCACACUGGGACCUGUCGCUUCAGCUUUUAGUAUCUGUGCUCUUGUCAGACCAUGGCGAGAACACAUUCCUCCUGGCGAUAAUGUCACGCAAGGGGAGUUUAUCAUUGACCCAGUCUGGCUUACCGCGGUCAACGCUGUCCAGCUGGCGUUGGCGCUCAUCGCAAAUAUAUUUCUUCUCCUUAAUAUGGCGAGGAGGGUACGGUUCUCUAUUGCGCAGCCGGUUACCAUCGUCGGAUGGUACAUCUCAUCCAUAUGUUUAGUGGCCCUCACUGCGACCACGAGCGGGCCGCUAGUCUUGCAACCAAAAAUCGAAUAUGUCUGGUCUCAAGCUUUCUAUUACGGUAUAUUUGCUGCCGUGCUUUAUUUCAUCGUUGCAACUUUGAUGACAGUCACGGUAUGGGGCGCUCAAGCUGGGCACUAUGACAAAGAUUUCGGGUUGACUACAAGUCAGCGCACGCUCAUGCUGCAGACCAUCAUGUUCCUGCUAUAUCUUCUCAUCGGUGCCUUGGUCUUUUCGCAUAUUGAAGACUGGCAGUAUCUUGAUGCUGUAUACUGGGCGGAUGUCACCCUUUUCACUGUUGGUUAUGGUGAUUAUUCCCCAUCAACCACUCUUGGACGUGGCCUCCUCAUCCCCUACGCAUUGGUCGGUGUGAUCAGUCUCGGUUUGGUCAUUGGAUCAAUUCGAAGUCUUAUGCUUGAUCGUGGCAAGCAUCGCCUCGAUGCACGCAUGUUGGAAAACAAAAGACGUGAAUAUCUACGCAAGUUGCGUCGACGCGGCAAGGACGGGUUACUGAGUCCAAUAGAGGACGGUAGUCGGGAAAACGGACUCGACUGGGGCGUUUCCAGCAAAAUGCCACGAACAGAACUCGAACGACGAGAAAAAGAGUUUGGACUCAUGAGGAAGAUACAGGAUAGAGCCGCGACAAGAAGGAGAUGGACAGCAAUGGGUGUUUCUUUCUCUACCUGGAUGGUACUAUGGACAGUUGGUGCCAAAAUCUUCCAAGAAUGCGAAGCUCCUUAUCAAGGCUGGAGCUACUUUGACGCCUUCUACUUCGCUUUCACUGGUCUUACGACGAUUGGCUAUGGUGACUUGACACCAGUUUCGCCGGGCGGGAAGGCAUUUUUUGUAUUUUGGUCUUUACUUGCUCUACCCACAAUGACUGUUCUUAUUAGCAAUGCUGGCGACACUGUUGUCAAAUGGGUUAGAGAUGGAACUCUUCAGCUUGGUAACUUGACGGUUCUUCCGGGCGAGCAGGGCUUCAAGAAAGAAGUAAAGAUGGUAUUAGGGAAACUGUCUCUCGGCAAUUUGUACUCCGAUUCGUUUAAAGAGAAGACUGGCCAGGAGCAGGCCCACGAUGAGCCAGACGCACCAAGAGGGCCUCAGAAGCGCGGCACCAAUAACACGACCAAAACCUCCAAAUCGGGUAAUUCGAUCAGAUUAGCCGAUCCCCUACCUAUACCAAGCACGAAGGGGUCAUCGACGUCAUCAUAUGUACAGAAAUCGAAGGCGCAAGAAAGGCAUAAAUCGAGGUCUAGGGAACGGCCACACACGGCUUCGACACAAGGUUCCAAUAAGGACGAAAGUCGUGGAGCACCGAGACGCGCAGAUACCAUGGCAAGAGAAAACCUCCCGACUGAGCUUCCCAAGUCACGUGCAGAGUACCAUCUUGUUCUUAUGGAUGAGAUCACCAGGGUCACGCAGCAUCUCCAACACUCACCACCGCGCAAGUACACAUUCAAGGAAUGGACAUGGUAUCUGCGCCUUAUUGGUGAGGAUGAGAGCAGCUCUGAGACUCACACAAAGCCUGAGCGCAAGCCGAAACCUAGAGAUGGACAUAGCCUGGGUGGUAGCAGCGAGGAAAGCGAGGCCGGGGACAGCAAUAUCACCAAAUGGAGCUGGGUCGGACACCGCAGUCCGCUAAUGGACACGAAAGAGGAGGCCGAAUGGAUCUUGGAUAGACUUGAGCAGAGAUUGUUGGCAGAAUUA
Molecule: messenger RNA, 2154 nt
Organism: Truncatella angustata
Lineage: Eukaryota; Fungi; Ascomycota; Sordariomycetes; Amphisphaeriales; Sporocadaceae
Product: ion channel protein
Exons: 4
Biological process (GO): potassium ion transmembrane transport; stabilization of membrane potential
Cellular component (GO): membrane
Molecular function (GO): potassium ion leak channel activity
Source: RefSeq, a predicted model, not a curated record